AUGAAGUCAUUCACUCUGAUCACCCUCUUCUGCACCUUGGCCACAUCCGCAGUCCUCCCUCGGAAUACUGUAUUCGACAAUCACUGCUGCUUCACACUACAGGAUGUCGCUAGCGGCGCCACGGUUCAAGAAAACAGCAAUGGCAACUUGCUUCUCAACGCUGGCAAGACCAACGGCUUCUUCUGCAUCGACCUGUCCAACUCGCAAAAUGUGCUUCGGGACAGCGCCUUCAAUGCCUGUUUUCUCGACCCUAGAGGCACACUCAAAUGCGUCGAUCCUACACCUGGCUUCCAGUCUUGGACAUUGAAGAAUAGUGGUAGCAAUACUCUUCUCCAUCACGAUGGUGCCAGCACAUUCAACUCAUGUUCCAAGACGUCUACGAGUGCAAAGGGAACUGUGUUAUAUGGCGAUAAGCAUACUGAUGCUACAACAUGUAAGAAGGCUACGCUAAAGGCGAAGAGUUUCAAGGGCACAUGCAAAAGCUUCAAAGGUUGA
Molecule: messenger RNA, 495 nt
Organism: Fusarium sp. VM40
Lineage: Eukaryota; Fungi; Ascomycota; Sordariomycetes; Hypocreales; Nectriaceae
Source: the annotation of a GenBank genome assembly